AUGCCUAGUAAGUUCCUACUGCCCAAACCUUCAAUUCAGAUCAGCACCAUUAAUCCGCUUCUCCCCCAUCAGUGCCGGGUUCUAAUCCUGGCCCAUUCUGCUUCUGCCCCGAUCCUCCACUUGGCCCGCCGUCCUACAUCCCUCCCUCUGCCCUUUUCCCCUUAGAGUCCCAUCUCUCUCUCUCUCCAUCCGUCCCGAGUCCCCUCCAUCCCUUCUUCCCUUCCUCCCCGCAGGAAAGGAAAGGACGGCGGCAGGAUAGGGAGCUUCCUCCUCUUCCUCUUCCUCCUUGACAAAAUAAUAUAUAUAUUAAAAAAACAACCUGUCCAGCCCAGACUUGAAGGAAAUUAUCCACCCCGCGCCACCGUCGCAAGGAAGCGUCAGGAAGGACGCUCCAAGCGAGCGCCCCUGUCCCGAGGAAGCAGGAAGCAGCCAGAGCACCGCUGCGCCCUGCGGAUUGGAGAGCUGGCGGCCGGCUCCCCGUCCCUUGCGCCCCAGCGCCGGGAGCUUCGGGGACUGCAGGGCAUCAGGAAGGCAGGAUGGAGGGACCCUGAAGAAGCAGAGAAGAAACUUACUUGCCAGGAGGAGGAGGAGGAGGAGGGAAAGAGCGGGCUGCGCUCGCCGCGGCUGCUUCACUGCGCCCCGCAGAGCAUGGCGCAAUCGCUCGCCGGGCGCCGCCGCCGCCAGCCAGUCAGAGCGAGCGCGCGAGCACACGGCGGGCCGGCUCCUUGGCGCUGA
This is a messenger RNA of Podarcis lilfordi (Lilford's wall lizard), 735 nucleotides long. Lineage: Eukaryota; Metazoa; Chordata; Lepidosauria; Squamata; Lacertidae. The record is from the annotation of a GenBank genome assembly.